AUGCAGAGGUCGCAGGGGACGACCCUCAAGCAGCCUGGCCAGGUGGUGCCUUCAUCCAUCCCUCACAAACAGCAGCAGCAGCGCACACAAGAUGCCGGUGCUAGCUUCGCCAACCACCACCAUCAACAGCAUCAUCCACAGCAGGACGACCAGGAGCAACAGCAGCAUGCUUCAUCAGACGCUCCUUACACGGCCGCCCAGCGGCCGUCGCCUUCAACCCUACAGAGUGUCUCUAAGAAAGACAGCGUGGCGGUCCCCGCUCCGGAGAGCAGCUACUGCUUUGGCCCUUCCGGAAGAAAGGAGAAACUUCGCCGAAUCCAAAUAAGCGGCGAUACAACUUGGAUUGGAAGUGGAGCAUAUGGGUGCGUUGCUUCGUUUGAGGAAACCGCUGAAAAGGCGGUAUCUAAAGUGGCUGUAAAGAAGAUAGGUGACCUCUUCAGGGAUCUCGUGGAUGCCAAACGAAUCUUGCGGGAGAUUAAGAUUUUGAAAGCACUACAGCAUGAGAAUAUGAUCCACCUUAUUGAAAUUUUAGACCCACUGACACCGGCAAACGUGAUUCAUCGAGACCUCAAGCCCAGCAACAUCCUAGUCAACUUGAACUGCGAUGUAAAGAUCUGUGAUUUUGGGCUUGCAAGAGGAGUUACGGAUACCAGCAAUAACGCAGCAACAGAAUUUCAGCAACAGUCAGCAGGUUCCCCAGUCGAAGGGCUUGGAGAUUCUCAGCUUUGCGCAAUGGAGAUGGAUGGAGAGUCUCAGCACGGCUCGUCAAGCAAUGCCCAUACCAGCAGCAGCAGAAGCGGCCCUUCGGCGCGCCUCGUUGGUCGCUCCUCUUGGGCUUCUCUUCAGCGCACAAUCGAAGCAGCGGCUGCACCCGCAAACGAGGGAAUCUCGUUUUCUUCGCUUUUCCCAGGUGCAUGUCCGCAAGCGCUUGAUCUGUUACGUCGGUUGCUGGCGUUCAACCCGAGCAAACGGAUAACUGCGCUGGAAGCCCUUAGGCACCCCUAUUUUAAGGGCUUGUAUUGCCAAGAAGACGAACCGAAAGCGACGCAGCCAAUGGACUGGUCCUUCGACAACUUUCGUCCCACGAAGCGGUUAUUGCAGAAUAUGAUAUACAAGGAAAUACUAUCUUUUCAUCCAAACAUCGCGUUGAGGGACAAGGCUUUGUUGCAGAUGCGGGGAAUAACGACACAGCAGCUUUUACCACUGCUUCCCAAGCAACUCGGGGCGUCUCUGCUGCAACUCGACCACGAGUUGCAGCAGCAGCUGCAGCAGCAGAAGAUACAGCAGCAGUUGCAGGAACAGCUCGAAAGACAGCAGCAACAACAGCAGCUGCUACUGCAACAGCAACAGCAGCGCAAUCCCUUGCUUCAUCGUUCCUGCUGCAGCGCGCCUGCAGACUCUUCAUCUGCUGGCCAGUCGGCGGAAGAAUUGCAGCAGCAGCAGCAGCAGCAG
Messenger RNA from Cyclospora cayetanensis, 1452 nucleotides. Its product is annotated as mitogen-activated protein kinase HOG1A. Gene Ontology annotation, biological process: protein phosphorylation; intracellular signal transduction. The record is from RefSeq and is a predicted model, not a curated record. Gene Ontology annotation, molecular function: MAP kinase activity; ATP binding. The annotation marks the transcript as partial. Gene Ontology annotation, cellular component: cytoplasm; nucleus. Lineage: Eukaryota; Apicomplexa; Conoidasida; Eucoccidiorida; Eimeriidae. The transcript has 6 exons.